Cynara cardunculus var. scolymus (artichoke) is the source of this 612-nucleotide messenger RNA. RefSeq lists its product as uncharacterized. NCBI's taxonomy places the organism in Eukaryota, Viridiplantae, Streptophyta, Magnoliopsida, Asterales, Asteraceae. The coding region runs from base 1 to 612 and encodes 203 amino acids. The transcript has a single exon. The record is from RefSeq and is a predicted model, not a curated record.
AUGGGGAACUGUCUCUUUGGAGGGUCACCGGAAAAUGAUCCAGUUAUCAAGGUCAUCAACUCCGCCGGUGGAAUCAUGGAGUUCUACUCCCCCGUGACUGCAGAAUGCAUCAUCGACGAGUUCCCCGGCCAUGGGAUUUUCCGGGGAAACGAUCUUUUUUGGAAACCCAUCCCUCACCAUGAGUUUCUGGUCGCCGGAAACUCUUACUAUCUUCUUCCACUCGAUAAGAGAAGAGGAAUGAAGGUAGGGCAUGUUAGAUCCAACAGCCUCCCGCUAAACACACCUGCACCCUACCGGAUGUCGUUCGACAGCCGUCGAAUGUUCAAGAGGUCGUACACAGAUGGGUAUUCCUCGUCUUCUUCUAGCUCUUGUAGCUCCAGAAACAAUGGCGGAUUUUGGAAGGUGAAGCUGGUGAUAAGCCCAGAACAGCUGUUGGAGAUACUGUCACAAGAUGGAAGAACACAGGAGUUGAUUGAGAAUGUGAGAACCGUGGCAAAAUGUGGAAACGAAGCCGCUGUUUCUUGUAAUUCUUCUGCGGUCUUAUCAGAUCAAUGGAGUCUGUGCAGCAGUAGCAGAAAUGGUUCCAAGAAAGAUGUUGUUUUAGAGAUGUAA